AUGAACAAGUACUCUUCACCUGUGCGGCCCCCACUCACAACAACACCGUCUCCACCAACAUCAUACACCACCACCCAACCCCCAACAACCACAACCACAACAACAACCAUUACCACCUCCACCUCCACCACAAAGCGUCGAACAAACGACGCUUCCAGCGAAGACCACCGCCGCAAAACGGCAUUGUUGGACGAAACACUCAUAAACUCCGACCCCGAAUGGCCGCAAUUCCACAGCCCCGAAGGCGGAAUCAUAAAAAUCACCCCCUGGGGAGUCAUCCGCCAGAGUAUAGAUCCACACACGGGCGAAAUUCUCCUGACGAAAUUCGAAGAUUCGACAUUGAGCGAGCUCCAAUUCACCAACGCCAAGACUGAAGCCUUGUACUCGAUGCCGCCACUGACUCCCGAGUCGAUCGAGUUGCAUCACCAGCCGAGCAUAAGCUCGCUCCAACUGGAGCAUAUCGUUAAGGAGGUACGGUUUCUGGAUCACCAUCAAGAACACCAGUACGGCGUAGAGCAGGAGAAUUAUUUUGGGAUGAAUGAUUACAGUUUGGAAGAUGACGACACGAUGCAGUGUUAG
Molecule: messenger RNA, 579 nt
Organism: Lodderomyces beijingensis
Lineage: Eukaryota; Fungi; Ascomycota; Pichiomycetes; Serinales; Debaryomycetaceae
Source: the annotation of a GenBank genome assembly